AUGAAGUAUCACUUAGCAGUUGCAACUUCGUGUGUUGGUGCAAGUUUUGGCGCCUGGGGUGGGUGUGCUGAGACUUUGUUGAUAUUGUUCGGAAAAUUAGAAGUUCCAGCCUCGUUGCAGGGGGUAACCAAAGUGAACGCCAACAUCACCCGGCAAGCUCGCGCCUCACCGUGCAUAUUGCCACGUUCAUUUCAAGCACCAUUCGUUAUAGAGCUAGUCGUAGACGCGCUGCCGAGCGCUAGAUUAUUCCUCGAACCUGGUUAUGAGCUGUCCCAAUUUAACACCAUUUGCGUUGUCCUUCAUGACGGUUAUCAAGAAAUUAUCGGCAGGUAUAGUGAUGUUCGCUAUGAUAAGCUCAUGCUUUCGUCAUGCCUUUCUCUGCUAACUAAAAGUGAGUACUCAUCUAUUCGUCGUAAGAAAGACCAAAGUAUAUUCUUACGACAAACUGCAGUCACCGCUCGUACUGAGCUACUUAGCUCAAUAUGCCAAGAAUUUAAACAGGAUACUUUAGAAACUAGGCCUACCAUUCCUAGCUCUAUAUCGACUUUUCGAGCGGAGAGACCUUCUGUCUGGACUGUGGACUUCGAUCAGCACGUCAUCUUCCUCGACCAACUGGAGUUUCAUGCUAUUCACCUAUUCUGCAUCCCUCAGGCUCAGCCCACGCUUUUCCGUACAUCUCGUCGAUAUAGACCAGUAGACUUACCAGUCUGGAAACCUUCUCAUACCACAGUAUCACAUACCUCGAUCCCCCUAACUGCUAUUCCUGUAUCGGAUUAUGAUUCCAAGUGGCGUGCUCCUGGCUUCGCUUCUAGCGAGAGCGAGAGCGGCUUCACUCUUAACUUUAAAACGCAAGUUAUUGGUCCGAAUGAGUGCGUCAAAUAUAUGGGAAUGCUAAAUAUCAAGCUUGACGGUUCUCUGGUUCAACCUCGUGAGCCGGCGAACCUCCUACGCUGGAGGAUAUGGCCCAUACCGCCAGUUGUGCCCACAGUCGGCCUCGGAAACACCCAAGUACUUUUCACGGAGCAUAUUGAACAAGCAUACAGGCUUGUUCAAGAGCAUUUUAUGGAGGUAGUUGGGCAAACAUACCCACUCAGCAGUCAGUUCUGGACACUAUCUAUGUCGUUUCAUCAAUCCGCCAUAUCCAAAUCUUCAAGAAAACUCAUAACACUAUUGAAUGCACACCAUUACGUAGCUUUUGUGACAGAUUCGGUGCGCUAUAUCAAACUACUUGAUGCAUAUCCGCUUUUUACUCGCAUGCACAAACUGCCAACUGAACUUCAAGAAAUAAUCCUUAGCUAUGCUGGCGAAGGUGAAAUCAAUCGUGCUGUUUACGCUAGCAUUCUCGGGGUUGAUGUGCCUUUCACGUGA
This is a messenger RNA of Lindgomyces ingoldianus, 1368 nucleotides long. RefSeq lists its product as uncharacterized. NCBI's taxonomy places the organism in Eukaryota, Fungi, Ascomycota, Dothideomycetes, Pleosporales, Lindgomycetaceae. The record is from RefSeq and is a predicted model, not a curated record. Bases 1 to 1368 code for a protein of 455 amino acids. The transcript has 4 exons.